AUGGACAUUUUAAAAUAUGAUGAUACUGAUCACACGGUUCGUUCGAAAUUAGAUCAACCGUAUCUAUCAAGUAACUCUCAUGAACGUCAGACAAUAUCGUCUCUAUACGAAAAGUGUUCUGCAUGUGAUAAUCGAACAAAAUCGACACAUUUGUCAUUUCCUGAAUCAAAUAACACACAAUCAGCACAAAAUGAAACAUAUUUCCCGUUUGAUAAAUAUUUGAAUAUAUUCUCACCACCUCCACCUUUAGAUUUUACAUUGGAAAAAUCUCUCAAUAAUAGUAAAUUAUACGAUAUUUUAAAAGAAUAUGAUGAUGCUAAAUGUUUAAUUGAUGAAAAAUAUGCAUCAAUAUCAAGACAAAAUGAUGAUUCAUUAUUUCUAUUAAAUACGGGUAACAACCAAUCAAAUAUUCAUUUAAUUACUCAAGACGUUGAACAAGUAACCCAACAUUUAAAAACGAAAAAAGAUAUCAACAAACAGUCGAGAUCUGAAACACAAAUUGCCUUCAAUCGUCAUUUAACAAAAAAAACAUCGAAAUCACAGACAAAUCAUAAGAUGACUCAUAGAAAAGAGACCUCUCGUUAUCAUGAUAAAUUAGACGGAAAACCAUCGGAACAACAGAUUCACUCGAAACAUCCACCAACAAAAAUAUUACCUGCUAACAUUCUGGUCACACGUCGAAAUCAAUCACGCCUAAUAAUCAAUCCUAAUGAACGAUUGUUGCCUGAAUAUUGUUCAUGCAAUUCCAGGUUACUUGGCCCACCUCAAAUACAUGAUACGAGAGUAACUGAGUCAUCAUAUGUACCUUCGCCAAAUUCACAAUCACAAAAAUUAACUCCACACAUCUUACCGAGUAUUGAAAUUCCAUCAAUAUCGUCACCAACAAAAAAAUUUCGUUUCGGAAUAAAAUUGGAUUCUGUCUAUCAUAAAGGUAGUGAUGACAAUGAUAUAGUGAGUAAUUCAUAUAAGCAAGAUGAAACAUCUAGUAACAACACUAUGCAACUACUGCACCAGAAUUUAGUAGACGCAUUAACUCGACAAGUAUUAGAAGAAAUAAGUACACAAAACCAAUCAAUACAGUAUACUGUUAACGAUUUACAAACACCACAACCAACUCCACCAUUUUCACCGAUUCAACGAAGAGCACGAAAAAUAAAUACGCCAGAUGAAGAUAAAUCAUUUGAAAGUACUGUAAGCUCAACAGAAAUAAAGCAAGAAGAUCAAUAUUCAAUAAUUCCUGAAAGAAAUGUUCAGACACCUAUUAUUACGCCUCCUCAAUCUCCGCCAGCAACACCUCCACCAUCUCCGCCUGUUACAAUUCAAAAGGUACCGUUGACACUUCCAGUGAACAUACCCGUUGAAAAGAGAGAUGCUAGUACAAUGGCUACAUGGAUCGAAUUACCCGCUAAACCGCCUGUAAUUAUUCAGACCACUCUUCCACCUCCUCUUCCUGAAACUAUUCCAACGCCUUCAACACCUGUGUCAACGUCUCAAUCAACAACAACCGAAACACUUACGUCCUCCACAUCUAUUAGUACACCAUAUUCUCUUCAUGAUGAUAGUUCAUUUAGUGAUCACAUUUGGUUUAAUCAACAUAGUGAAGGAGAACUACAUAUUGAUCUACCACAAACUGAAGUUGUUUUAUCAAAAGUAAAGCAACGGUUAGAACAACACAAACAGAACUACAAUAAUAAUAUAGCAAUAACCGAUGGUGACAGUGAAUCAAACAGUGCUGGUGAGAUAUGA
Messenger RNA from Didymodactylos carnosus, 1746 nucleotides. The record is from the annotation of a GenBank genome assembly. Lineage: Eukaryota; Metazoa; Rotifera; Eurotatoria; Philodinida; Philodinidae.